CCGGUCUUUCCCAAUAUCUUUUCCACGGAUAAGAUACAUUAGGCAUAUUAGGUCGGCACAUGCCGGGUGAGGCGGGAAGAGGGUAGUCGAUUAAACCGGACAUAUGUGUGACAGGCGAACAGAAUGAGUUGCCAUCAAGGAAGGGAAGACGUUGUCGGUGUCCAGGGACCAAUCCCAAUGCAGCAUGCUGCGCCGAGUAGACAUGGAAGAAGAAAACACUUCUCUCACAGAAUAGCCGCCGGAUUGGGAAUCAGCCAAGUGAUAUUAGGAGGCAUUCUUAUAAUGUUUGGCAUAGUGUCUGUCGUCAUUAAGACGCAGUUAUUUUUCAUAGGGGCACCUUACUGGUGUGGCACAUUGUUUUCUGUUACGGGGGCCGUGAGCUGUGUGUCCGCUUACAAAAAAACUACACAAACGAUAAUAGCAUCGUUAGUGUUAUCGAUUUUGUCAUCUGUUGUCAGUGGUAUCGUGUUACUGGUGUUGGCUUCCAUUGCAUUAAGUCUUGAAGAUUACUAUAAUGAUUGUUAUGACUAUCUCCACGGCCGCGGUAGUUAUAUUUGUACCAUGGAAACGAUAAAAGGGCGUCUUGCAGUGGAUGGUGCUAUUGUUGUGAUCGCUUUCCUGGAAUCUAUAUUUGGCAUACUGAGUGCUGUAUUUUGCUGUCGAGCUGUGUGUUGUGGUGACCCAGGGGCUCCAGUGGUGUACUUCUUUGCCCAGCCAGAUGCGGCUCAAUCGCAGUUACCCAUGGCAACAGUCACUGAAGGCGCUCCAGCCGUCGUAAUGAUCCCACAAGGCGUACAGCUUAUUUCACAGGGGAGAGGUAUGCCGACACCAACAGGCACGCCGACUCAUAGGCUGGUUACUAUACAACCAACGCUUGCCGACAUCCCGCCACCAACUGGCCAAUCACCGCCACCGAGUUACGCAAGUGGGAGCGACCAAUCACCAUCUUCCCCUUCAGUGCGCAGAACGGGUGACAUCAUGAAGGCGCCACUUCUGAGUGAAACCUGAACCUACAACUUAAUCUAAUCAAUUUCAAAAUUAUUUAUAUCAUAAUGUAAUAACAUUUUAGUCACCCAGUGUUAAUCACUUGAAGAUAAACGAGGUUAAAUAUGUGGCCUUUUUAAGAGCACUACAAUUUCUUGAUUUUUUGCUGAUUGACAAGCUCCAACAAAUAAAUAACAAAGAGAAAAUAAUAGAGCUGGGGUACCCG
Molecule: messenger RNA, 1210 nt
Organism: Saccoglossus kowalevskii
Lineage: Eukaryota; Metazoa; Hemichordata; Enteropneusta; Harrimaniidae
Cellular component (GO): membrane
Source: RefSeq, a predicted model, not a curated record